AUGACUUCUAACUGCUGCAGUUCUCUUGGCGGGCAGGUCUCAGAGCCCAAGGCGGCCCCCAUGUGCCUACUGGCCAACCUGGCACACGCCAACCGGAUCCGUGUGGGGUCCACCCCCUUGGGCCGACCCAGCCCCUGCCAUCCCCCGAGCUGCCACAGCGCUUGCCCUCUGCCAGGCACCUGCAACAUCCCUGGCAACAUCGGCAGCUGCGGGGCCUGUGUGGAAGGCAGCCUGAACGGCCACGAGAAGGAAACCAUGCAGUUCCUGAACGACCGCCUGGCCAACUACCUGGGGAAGGUGCGCCAGCUGGAGCGGGAGAACGCGGAGCUGGAGACCAAGAUCCAGGAGUGGAGCAAAUGCCACGAGUCCACUCUGUGCCCAGACUACCAGUCCUACUUCUGCACCAUCGAGGAGCUGCAGCAGAAGAUCCUGUGCGUCAAAGCUGAGAACAACAGGCUGGUCGUGCAAAUAGACAAUGCCAAGCUCGCUGCAGACGACUUCAGGACCAAGUACGAGACCGAGCACUCGCUGCACCAGCUGGUGGAGGCCGACGUCUGUGGCCUGCGCAGGGCACUGGAUGACUUCACGCUGGCCAAGUGCGACCUGGAGACCCAGCUGGAGUCCCUGAAGGAAGAGCUGCUGUGCCUCAAGAAGAACCACGAGCAGGAGGUCCACACUCUGAGGUGCCAGCUCGGGGACAAGCUGCGCAUUGAGCUGGACACUGAGCCCAGCGUGGACCUUGUCAGGGUACUGGAGGAGACGCGGUGCCAGUAUGAGACCAUGGUGGAGACCAACCGCCGGGACGUGGAGCAGUGGUUCCAGGCGCAGUCCGAAGGCGUCAGCCUGCAGGACAUGUCCUGCUCCGAGGAGCUGCAGUGCUGCCAGUCGGAGAUCCUGGAGCUGAGACGCACCGUGAACGCCCUGGAGGUGGAGCUUCAGGCUCAGCACACGCAUAAAGACUGUCUGCAGAACUCGCUGUGUGAGGCUGAGGACCGCUUCGGCACGGAGCUGGCCCAGAUGCAGAGCCUGAUCAGCACUGUGGAGGAGCAGUUGGCCGAGAUCAGGAGUGACCUGGAGCGGCAGAACCAGGAGUACCAGGUGCUGCUAGAUGUCAAGGCCCGGCUAGAGAGUGAGAUCAGCACUUACCGGAAUCUUCUAGAGAGCGAGGACUGCAAGCUCCCCUGCAACCCGUGUGUGACCCCAGCCUCCAGCACUCCAUACCCAGUCCCCGCAGCCUGUGUUCCCUGCUCUCCCUGCCUCUCCCGGACACCUCGGGCCUCCUGUGGGCCCUGCUCAUCCUCUCGGUGCUGA
Molecule: messenger RNA, 1311 nt
Organism: Talpa occidentalis (Iberian mole)
Lineage: Eukaryota; Metazoa; Chordata; Mammalia; Eulipotyphla; Talpidae
Product: keratin, type I cuticular Ha8-like
Exons: 7
Coding region: 1-1311 (436 amino acids)
Molecular function (GO): structural molecule activity
Source: RefSeq, a predicted model, not a curated record